Messenger RNA from Lathyrus sativus (Indian pea), 732 nucleotides. Lineage: Eukaryota; Viridiplantae; Streptophyta; Magnoliopsida; Fabales; Fabaceae. The record is from the annotation of a GenBank genome assembly.
AUGAGUAAAGAAGCGAAGACAAAUGUUCCAGAGUCUUUUCUGAAGAAACAGAAGAGAGCAGAAGAAUGGGCUCUGGCUAAAACUCAAGAAUUUGAAGCCGCCAAGAAGAAAAGAGCUGAGAACCGUAAGCUGAUCUACAGCAGAGCUAAGCAGUAUUCCCAGGAGUACGAGGAACAGGAAAAGGAGUUGAUUAGUUUGAAGCGCGAGGCGAAGCUUAAAGGUGGAUUUUAUGUUGAUCCAGAGGCUAAGCUCUUGUUCAUUAUUCGUAUUCGUGGUAUUAAUGCCAUGGACCCAAAAACAAGGAAGAUCUUGCAACUAUUUCGUUUGCGUCAGGUUUUUAAUGGUGUUUUCCUGAAAGUUAACAAGGCAACAUUGAACAUGUUGCACAGGGUUGAGCCAUAUGUUACUUACGGGUACCCUAAUUUGAAAAGUGUUAGGGAACUCAUUUACAAGAGAGGUUAUGGAAAGCUAGACAGGCAGAGAACUCCUCUCACUGACAACUCAAUCAUUGAGCAGGGACUGGGAAAGCAUGGAAUCAUAUGCAUUGAAGAUCUUAUCCAUGAGAUCUUGACUGUUGGACCUCAUUUCAAGGAGGCAAACAACUUCCUUUGGCCAUUCAAGCUCAAGGCUCCUUUGGGUGGCUUAAAGAAGAAGAGAAACCACUAUGUUGAGGGUGGUGAUGCUGGAAACCGUGAGAAUUACAUCAAUGAGCUCAUCAGGAGAAUGAAUUAG